Cuscuta epithymum is the source of this 1816-nucleotide messenger RNA. The record is from the annotation of a GenBank genome assembly. Lineage: Eukaryota; Viridiplantae; Streptophyta; Magnoliopsida; Solanales; Convolvulaceae.
UCCGGGAGAUGACAUUCAAGAGGAGUUCAAACAUUUCAUCGCGAACCGCUCAAAUUCCGAUGUCGAUGGCGACCCCCUAGUAAAUUUGCAACGUAGGAUUUACGGGAAGGCAGCAGAGGGAGAUGGAGACAACUUGAGUCAGGUGUUGUACAGAGACAAACUUUCCAGAACAUUCAAUUCCAAAGGGUUCGUCAACUUCAGGAAUUUAGCUAAGAUUUCUAGGCCAAAAGAGAAGAAGAUGAAGAAGAAGAUGGGGCGGGAGGAUGAGGAGAGAGACACGAAAAGGGUCGGAAAAUAUGACAUGGUAUUGAUUGAGGUGCUUGAUGCAGAGGUGAGUGAAGAUGGGGACCUGAGUGGGCUAUUGGGGGAUGAGUUCAAAGCGAAGACAUGGCGAGGAUCAACUAGGUUGCUCCUUUUAGACGAGCAGUAUGCCAAUAAAGUGUUAGAUGAAAUGCCUGAUGCAAUCAAGGCAGUGUUUAGAGAACAUGCUGGUAAAGGUGAAAGACCUACUCUUGAGAUUGUUAACUGCAAGUUGACAUUGUUUUAUCCUUAUUGGCUGAUGGAUGAGGUCUUAGAGGCAAUACUUCCCAAAGGGAUGAUUGUUCCUUCUUCCUUUGAAACUGUUGGGCACAUUGCACAUCUGAACCUGAGAGACGAACAUCUUCCAUAUAAGAAACAUAUUGCAAAGGUAGUUUUAGACAAAAACAAGCCAAGGAUACAAACGGUUGUUAAUAAAAUUGAUGUCAUAGAUAAUGACUACAGGACAAUGCAGCUUGAAAUUUUGGCCGGAAACCACUCGCUUGUCACAAGAUUGGUUGAAAAUGGAGUUCAUUUUCAUGUUGACUUAGCAACAGUUUAUUGGAACUCUAGGCUGGCAACUGAAAGGCAGAGGCUGCUUAGUUCAUUUACUCAUGAGGAUGUUGUUUGUGAUGUUUUUGCGGGGGUUGGCCCCCUUGCAAUAUCUGCUGCGAAGAAGGUCAAAUAUGUAUAUGCUAACGAUUUAAACCCUCAAGCUGUUGAGUAUAUGGAAAGAAACUGUGUUCUCAACAAAGUUGAGAGAAAAAUUGAGGUAUAUAACAUGCAUGGAAGGAGGUUCAUUGACACAAUUUUUUCCAGUCAAAAAACUCGCACAAUCACACAAGUAGUAAUGAAUUUGCCAAAUGAUGCUGUUGAUUAUCUAGAUGUAUUUAAAGGACUAUUCAGGAAGAACAACAAGUAUAAGGAGCCUACCUUUCCAAGGAUCCAUGUCUAUGGGUUUUCAAGAGCUCAAGAUCCUGAAUUCGACUUUCAUGAGCUUAUAUUAUUUCCAACAGCGAAUAAGAAUUGCGUUAUCAGAAGUAGGCUUUGAGGUAGAGAUGCGAACUGUACGUGCUGUUGCACCCGGAAAGUAUAUGUUGUGUGCAUCAUUUAUUCUCCCCGAGAAAGUGGCAUUUGGUUGAACUACUUAAGCCAUAUCUGACUGAUCUAGGUGAAGAAUGGUAAGAGCAAUCCUCCCUGACUAAGGCUAGAAAAAGUGAAGAAUAGUUAGAGCAAUUCUCCCUGACUAAGGCUAGAAAAGUACAGGGAAUGACCAAAUCACUCCUCAAGGCUAGAAAGUGAGGGUAUGGCUUCCACACCCUCACUUAAUGAUUUCUUUUGGAAGGGAUUUUUAAAUGGUUUGGAGGAUAUCUUGAUAUGUACGUGUAAUAUAUGUAUGUGUUUGUGUGUGUGUUUGUGUAAUAUAUAUGUGUGUAUAUAUAUAGCAAGAGAGAGAUAUAUAUUAUCAAAAGAAAUUGAAUGAUUAACACAAGAUGUGAUCAUAUAAAAUUCAUUUUAA